This is a messenger RNA of Hibiscus syriacus, 908 nucleotides long. RefSeq names its product probable splicing factor 3A subunit 1. Lineage: Eukaryota; Viridiplantae; Streptophyta; Magnoliopsida; Malvales; Malvaceae. The coding region runs from base 59 to 721 and encodes 220 amino acids. Gene Ontology annotation, molecular function: protein binding. The transcript is spliced from 3 exons. The record is from RefSeq and is a predicted model, not a curated record.
CCCUCGUGUUCCUUCAAACGCUCCCCAAUAUUCUGCAGCUUCGAGUGGUGGGCUUCCUAUGUCAUUACCUCAACCUCGACCCAUGGGUGUUCAAAUGAUGCAAUCUAUUCGUCCACCACCACCUCCAAUGCAAAUGGCGCCUGGCCAACCACACAUGAUGAUGAAUCGACCAACCCAAAUGCCUCCAUCAAUGUCCAUGAAUGCUCCUGUGCCCCCUCCUCCGGGUUCUCAGUUUACCCCUGUGUCAGUUCCUAGACCCUUUGCCCCUCUUACCGUCCCACCACCUGCCAUGCCUAUGAUGCAGCCACCACCACUGUUGCCCCAAGGAAUGCCUCCACCGCCACCACCCACAGAAGCUCCUCCACCACUUCCUGAUGAACCCGAGCCAAAGAAACAGAAGCUUGAUGAUUUCAUGCUUGUUCCUGAAGAUCAGUUCCUUGCUCAACAUCCGGGACCUGCUCGUAUUACUGUAUCAGUACCAAACCUCGAUGAAGGGAAUCUCAAAGGACAACUUCUGGAGAUCACGGUGCAGGCCUUAUCCGAAACGGUUAGCAGUUUGAAGGAGAAAAUUUCAGGGGAGAUCCAGCUUCCUUCGAACAAACAGAAACUCAGUGGAAAAGCUGGGUUCCUGAAGGACAAUAUGACCCUUGCAUAUUACAACAUUGGAGCAGGAGAAACACUGGCUCUUUCAUUAAGGGAGCGUGGUGGGAGGAAAAGAUGAGAGGUUUCGAACCAGGCGAUUUUAAGGACAAUGUUGAACCUCUUCAAGAUGACUCGGAUUAUCGAUACUCUCCAUGUGCCUUAGGUAGAAGGAGUGAUUUUAACAUGUAUGGAAAUUUUGAUUUUAGUUGUGUAAUGGUGUCAACUUGGAUUGUAGUUCUUAAUUUGUUUUUAUUCAACCUCUUGUU